AUCCUCAACUUACUUCAUCAAACACUCUAAACUCCUUCACGAUGAGUGUAUCGAGAUUCUCUACGCCUGUUGAGCCAGAGCACCCGCCAUUCAUGGUGUGGAACCUGGACCUGAACGAGGACGGCACCACGCCCCAUGACAAAUCGUUUAUCAGGAUUCCUUCAGUGCUGAACCAGUCGUGCGCAGUGCGGUUUCGUAUCCUGAUCGGCUCAACGGCGUCGAUUGAUGCGGUUCUGCACACGAACUAUCCGCUGGAUGGGUCGGACUAUGUGCGGACCAAGUUCCACUCGAAGCGGUUCAACUUCAACAACUCGACCGAGCUCAUCUGCGAGUUCCGCAUCCAGCGGCCAGGACCGUAUCAGUACUACGUGACGUAUAAGAGCGUGGAUGACGAAGAGAGUGACUAUACGGACUGCAUUUCGUGCGACAGCGACGAGGUUCCGACACUGGAGCGCGUGUACCGUGUGUUCAAGGACCGUCGCACCCCGACGUCAUACUUUUUGGUUGACCCACAGCUGACGCUGGGAGGGCAGCACCUGGCGCUGGAUGGCAUAGCGCUGCAGUCGGUCAGCCCCAAGUGGCUGGGGCCCAUGAAGGGCUGGAGCAAGCACCUUGCGAACAGCAGCAAGAUGGGGUACAACAUGCUGCAUUUCAUUCCGAUGCAGCAGCGGGGCGGGUCGGACUCGCCGUACUCGCUGUACAACCAGCUGGAGCUCUCUGACGACCUGUUUGAGGGCGAGAAGCUGAGCAAGGAGGAGAAGGACCAGCGGCUGCGCACGGUCUGCCUGGAGAUGCACCACAAGCACCAUCUGCUGGGGAUCACGGACAUGGUAUGGAACCACACGGCGUACAACUCCGAGUGGCUGUGCGAUCACCCCGAGGCAGGAUUCAACCUGGUCAACUCGCCGCACCUGCGCAGCGCAUACGAGCUGGAUGCCAAGCUGUGCGAGUUCUCGAAGAACCUGCCCGAGUACGGAUUUGACCGCAUGGUCAGCACGGUGGCGCAAGUGGACAGCCUCAUGGAGGGGGUCAACACACACGUGAUCCAGCCAUUGAAGCUGUGGGAGUUUUAUGUGGUGGAUGUGGAGGGCACGGUGCAGGCGGUAUCGGAUGCGUGGGACAAGGCUGGGGUUGAGAUGUCGGCAGACGACAUUGCCAAAGCAACAGAGCUGCAGGGCGACGAGCGCAACGAGUGGCUGCAGACGUUUGUGAUCAACAACGACCCGCACACGCUGAGUACUCGGCACGGACGCACGAUCGACAGCGAGCGCGCGGUGGCGGUGCUGCGGCUGCUGAACGGCAACGACAAGAAGCAGGGCCUAGAGCAGCUGCGGCGGCUGCUUGAUCUGAUAAACCUGCCGUACUAUCGCGAGUACGACAGCGACGUGGCCCGGAUCCGCAAGAAUGUCGGGGAGCGCGUAAAGUACGAGCGGCUGGACCGCGGCAGCUGGAAGUUUGGCAAGCCCGUGGACGACGAUUUCAAGAUUGUUGACCCCCUGUUCACUACAGUCACGCCACGUGGCGGGGAUUCGGGCGCGGGAAAGGUCAAUGAGGACCUGUACCACCUGGCCAACAACGGGUGGAUCUGGGGCGGGAAUCCGCUGGAUAACUUUGCCGGGCCGCAGUCCAAGGCGUAUCUGCAGCGCGAGGUGAUUGUGUGGGGCGACUGUGUCAAGCUCAACUACGGAACGCAGGCGUCAGACAACCCGUGGCUGUGGGAGCACAUGCGGCAGUACACGCUGUCGAUGGCCAAGGCGUUCCACGGGUUCCGCAUCGACAACUGCCACAGCACGCCGAUUGAGCUCGCGGAGUACCUGCUUGACCAGGCGCGCAAGGUCAAACCGGAUCUGUAUGUGAUCGCCGAGCUGUUCACUGGGUCAGAAGCCACGGACCAGAUCUUUGUGCAGCGGCUGGGCAUCAACUCGCUGAUCCGCGAGGCGAUGCAGGCGUGGGACUCGCAUGAGAUGUCGCGUCUGGCGCACCGGCACGGCGGGCGACCGGUCGGUUCGCUGGCGGUGGACUGCCUUGGUGAGCCGGGGUUCUUCACAGACGACGAGCAUGGCGGCACUCGCGUGGAUGGCAUAGUGGCGCCGCUGAGUGCGUCGCUGCCGCAUGCGAUAUUCUUCGACUGCACGCAUGACAACGAGGUGCCGGCGCAGAAGCGCACAAUGCAGGAUGCGCUGCCGAAUGCGGCGAUAGUAGCAAUGACCGCCUGCGCUACAGGCAGCAACAGGGGCUACGACGAGCUGUACCCAGAGCUGCUCAACAUUGUCCAUGAGUCGCGGCAGUAUGCUCCGCUGGAGGAUCCGCUCAGCGUCGGGCUGGGGGAGGCCAAGGCCAAGCUCAACCAGCUGCAUGCGGAGAUGGCCCAGUUCCAGGAGGUGCACGUGCACCACGAGAACGAGUUUGUGACGGUACAGCGGAUGCAUCCCGUGACCCGGCAUGGCGUGCUGAUGGUGGCCCACUGCGCAUUCAGGGGAGCGUCGGAGAACUCGCACUUUGAGAACCCGCGGCUGUAUGGAACCGCGGUCCAUCCCGAGUUUGCGUACCGGCUGCGGCCGGGCAGCGGCGGCAGCAACGGCGAGGGCAACAGCGACGACGGGCUCAUCCAUGGGCUGCCCAGCACGCUGGAAAAGCUGGAUGCGCCGGGGGUGUUUGAGCGCGAGGACGAGCACGGGAUGUACACUGAGCUGCGGCUGCCCAAGGACUUUGGCCCUGGUAGCGUGCUGGUGGUGCGGACGCAGCUGGUUGAUUUCAAGCCUAACCUUGACUGGAAGAUCCGCACCAGCGCCGACGAUGCGGUAGCGCGGCUUGAUCUGGCAGCGCUCAAUGCAGCGCUGUACCGGUGCGACGCGGAGGAGCGCGACACGAUUGGCGAAGGGGUAUACGACGUGCCAGGACUGGGACCGCUGCCUUACUGCGGACUGCAAGGCUGGCACACGCACCUGCGGCAUAUCAUCCCCAACAACGACCUGGGGCAUCCGCUGUGUGGGCACCUGCGACAGGGCACGUGGGCGCUGGACUACGUGGUGCGGCGGCUGCAUGCCUACACCGAGUACCACGCCCCGCUGGCGAUUCUGGCGGCGUGGUUCGAGGAGCGCUGGGCGCUGGUCAAGCGGGUGCCGAACUUUUUGAUGCCGCGGUACUUUGCGCUGACGGUGCAUACGGCAUAUUGCGCGCUGAUCCGGCGGGCGCUGGCGCUGAUGCCUGGCGACGUCAUCAGCAGCUCGCGGUUCACGCGUGAGCUGGCGCUGACAUCGGUUCAGCUUGUCGGACACGUCAACAGCGCGGCGCUGCGGCCGGUGUGCCAGGACAAGGCGCGCACGUCGAUGAGCGCAGGGCUGGCACACUUUUCGACGCACCACAUGCGGUGCUGGGGCCGCGAUGUGUUCAUUGCGCUGGAGGGCCUGCUGCUUGUGACUGGGCGGCAUCAGGAGGCACGUGAGCAUAUCCUGGCGUUUGGCAGCACGCUGAAGCACGGGCUGAUCCCGAACCUGCUGGACUCGGGGCGGUAUCCGCGGUACAACGCACGUGAUGCGACGUGGUUCUGGCUGCAGGCAGUGCAGACGUACUGCAACCAUGCAGACAACGGGCUGGAGCUGCUGGACGAGCCGGUGGCGCGGCGGUUCCCUGACGGUGAGACGUUUGUAGAGUUUGACAGCGACCAGGCGUUCUCGACGACCAGCACCGUGGCCGAGCUGAUCCAAGAGAUCCUGCAGCGGCACGCGCAGGGGAUCCGGUUCCGCGAGUGGAAUGCGGGUCCGCGGCUGGACGAGCACAUGCGCGACGCCGGAUUCGACAUCGAAGUCUCGGUUGACUUUGCCAGCACAGGGUUUGUGUCGGGCGGCAACCAGUGGAACUGCGGCACAUGGAUGGACAAGAUGGGCUCGUCAGACAAGGCAGGGAUCCGCGGGGUGCCGGGUACUCCCCGCGACGGCGCUGACAUUGAAAUUGUCGGGCUGCAAAAGUCAGCGCUGCGGUGGGUGUCGUCGCUGCAUGAGAUGGAGCGGUUCCCGUUCGAGGGCGUGACGACCAGCUCGGGGAAGCGUGUCACGUAUGCCGAGUGGGAUGCGCUGGUGCAGCGCAGCUUCGAAAAGCACUUCUGGGUGCCGCUGAGCGCAGCUGACGAUGCUGAGUACCACGUGGACACCGCGCUGGUGAACCGGCGUGGCAUCUACCGCGACACGUACGGCUCGACCCAGGCGUGGGCGGACUACCAGUUCCGACCCAACAUUGCGGUGGCGAUGGUGGUUGCGCCGGAGCUGUUUGAUACAGGCCAUGCACUGGUGUGUCUGCACAAAAUGCGGGCGGUGCUGUCGGGACCGCUGGGGAUGCGGACGCUGGAUCCGUCGGACAUGCGGUACCGGCCGGAUUAUGACAACUCGAACGACUCGGAUGAUGCGCUGGUAGCCCACGGGAUCAACUACCACCAGGGUCCCGAGUGGCUGUGGCCGACCGGGUACUACCUGGCAGCGCAGCUGGAGUUCAUGCGGCAUGCUGUCAACCAGCGCUCGACGGGCGGCAAGGCGACACAUGCGCUUCGCACGAUCUUCCACGAGCUGCACGCCCACAUGGUUGCGCUGAAGCACCACAUUGCCAAUGCGCCGUAUGCGGGGCUGCCCGAGCUGACAAACCGCGAUGGCUCAUACUGCAGGGACUCGUGCGAGACGCAGGCGUGGAGCUCGGCGUGUCUGCUGAUGGCGCUGCAGCGCAUGAUGGACCUCGAGCAGAAGGUGCACCGACUCAUUGAGCUCUCGGACAUUGUGCAGUAA
Messenger RNA from Linderina pennispora, 4772 nucleotides. RefSeq names its product glycogen debranching enzyme. The coding region runs from base 42 to 4772 and encodes 1576 amino acids. The transcript has 2 exons. Gene Ontology annotation, biological process: glycogen catabolic process; glycogen biosynthetic process. Gene Ontology annotation, molecular function: 4-alpha-glucanotransferase activity; amylo-alpha-1,6-glucosidase activity. The record is from RefSeq and is a predicted model, not a curated record. NCBI's taxonomy places the organism in Eukaryota, Fungi, Kickxellomycota, Kickxellomycetes, Kickxellales, Kickxellaceae.